AUGUUUAAUAGGUACGAGGAGGCGCCUCCUGAGUUUGCGAGCGCUAAAACGUUGGUGUUGUGGGCCUUUUCCACUACCAAAUGUGUCCUUAAUCAAUCUCUUGCUAUAAUUGUCUUCAUUUCCAACCCCAAAUGUGUGCGUCUCUUCCACUACCAAAUGAUGUGUCUUCCAACAGAUGAAUAUAAUAUUCUUCUGGCAUAUGAAUCCGAACCUGACUUUGUUCCUGCAAAUUUUCUCUGGGAAACCUUAAUUGAAGAUGCGAAAAUUGGGAAUACAAUUGAGGAGGCCUUCACAGGUGAGUCUGGAGGGAUUUUCUGUGCAGUAUGCAACACUCACAGUUUUGGCGGUACCCGCAUUGAAGAUGAGGAUCUAUCCGCUCAUCUCAGGAGUCAAAACCAUAGAUAUGCAAUGUUUGGUAAAUCCAGUAAAGGUCUAUUUGACGUUGAGUAUAGUUUUGCCUACAAGUGGGGUACUUACCACAAACUUCUUCCAGAAAAAUUGACUCACCUUCUGAAGAAUCACCCAGAGAGGAAGGUCUUGAAGGGUACAAUCCUGUUGAUGACCAUGAUCUGUUCGAGUACGAUCCCAGGCAUGCUCAGACGAGGAUGAUGAUGAGGAGGACGAGGACAAGACAACCGAAAAAUGAGCGGCCUCUCUACCCAAGACUAGCUUUUAUCAUGUUUCCUUUUUAUCAUGUGUUUUUGACCUUUUUAUGUUCUAUUCAUGUGUUUGGUGGAAAUUAAUCCAAUACUUUGGAUGUGAAUACUGUUUUUU
This is a messenger RNA of Eruca vesicaria subsp. sativa (arugula), 774 nucleotides long. NCBI's taxonomy places the organism in Eukaryota, Viridiplantae, Streptophyta, Magnoliopsida, Brassicales, Brassicaceae. The record is from the annotation of a GenBank genome assembly.